AUGAUGUUGUCUCGCAGCGUUUCCAAGGCACUAGCUGCUCUUCCUUCUACCACAAGAGGAGGAUUGAGUACAGUCCGUGUUUUCUCCAGCGCUCCCAACGAGUACCAACAACCCAAAGAGCCAAUGAACAUUCCCAAGAACUCGUUGAUUACGAGCGAAGACGGAGUUCAUCAGACCGUAAAAGUCUCCAAAACCUGGAGAAACAAGCCCCUCUUUCGUCGUCAAGGAGAUGUUCGUUUCAAGACCGGCAUGGAAGCUUCCAACUUGAUUAUCAGAGAAGCCUUGAGACGAGAUGCCCACGAGGCCGAAUACAUUGAAUCCCUCACGGCCACUUUGCAGUGUUUGUCACCAAUUUUUGACCGAAACCCAAAGUACGCCUUUGUGGCCAAGACACUCAUUGAGCCGGAACGCUUUUUGCAAUUCCGCGUGGCGUGGAUUGACGAUCUUGGGAUCAAUCGACUCAAUCGAGGAUGGAGGGUCCAAUAUUCGUCGGCACUUGGGCCCUAUUCCGGUUCCCUCCAUUUCGGACCGCACAUGACCCACAGCGUGGUGCAUUGUCUAGGAUUUGAUCAAGUCUUUGCCAAUGCCGUCACUGGAUUCCCACGUGGAUCCGCUGUGGGUGGAUCUGAUUUCAAUCCAUUGGACAAGUCGGAAGGAGAACUCCAACGCUUUUGCCAAUCCUACAUGACCGAAUUGGCCAAGUACAUUGGACCAGAUCAAGAUGUUCCAUGGAUGGGAGAAGGUGUCGGACAGGAAGAAAUGGGAUUCAUGCUUGGUCAAUACAAGAGAAUCAUUGGACAAAUGCCUGCCAACUUUUUGUCAUCUUCUCAAUUUGAAAGUGCUCCCGGAUUUGGACUCGUUCACUUUGGCGAAAAGUUGCUCCAAGACAAGGGAGACUCGCUCAAGGGCAAGCGCUGCUUGAUUAUCGGUGCCGGCAAGGUGGCACGAAGUGUCGCCCAAAAGCUAUUGGAGUAUGGAGCCGUUCCCAUUACACUCAGCGAUGCCAGUGGUCACGUCUACGAACCCGAGGGUAUCACCGAACACAAAUUGUCCACCAUUGAUACCAUCAAAUCCGAACGCGGUGCUCUUUUGGGACGAUAUGUCAUGUCCUCCACCACUGCCCAAUUCAACAAGCCAGAAAACUUGUUGGAUAUUCCAUGCGAUAUUUGCAUUCCUUGUGGAGAGAUGCACGGAAUGGAUGAAGCUGCCGUCAAUGCAGUUGCCGAUUUGGGAUGCAAGCUCGUCUUGGAAGGUGGUCAAGAAUGUGUCACUCCCGCCGCCCGCAAGGUCCUCAAGAAGCGAGGUGUCCUAUACGGACCUCAUACCAUGACCAUGUCUGGACCAGCCAUUGUCCAUUCCUUGGGCCCCCAAGCUACGGACGAAGAACUCAAGACUGAAGUGGAUCGCAUCUAUCAAGAAAUCAAGACCACGGCCAAUGAGUUCAAUUGCCGUGGUGAUCUGUUUGCCGGAGCUAACAUUGCUGGAUUUUUGCGCAUUGCCAAUCAAAUGCUCAAGCAUGGGGCUGUAUAA
Cylindrotheca closterium is the source of this 1530-nucleotide messenger RNA. NCBI's taxonomy places the organism in Eukaryota, Bacillariophyta, Bacillariophyceae, Bacillariales, Bacillariaceae. The record is from the annotation of a GenBank genome assembly.